AUGGACGCGAAGCCCCAACGCAUCCGUGUCCGUGGUGACGAGAAUGCUCCCUUUCCCCUCGCCGCGACCAAGACACUUCACCAACGAACGAAGUCUACUACUGCAUUGUCCGCAACCUUCCAGAACGGUGCCAGUAAGAAUGGAGCCCGCAGAGCCGCCUUUGGAGAUGUCAGCAACACCGCCAGCCUAGUUCACGGCAACCGAGACGAUGCCUCCCUUGCUGGCAGGAAACCAUCCAAAUUGCUGGAGAAGGGAUCUAUGGCUACGGAAAAGAAGUCGACCGCGCUGUCACAGCCCGCCCAACGUCCCGUUUCCAUGUCGGGUUUCAAGGGCCUGCUGAACAAUGUGACCAACCCCAAGCCCCUUGAGGUCACGAAGCAGGCAGCUGGGCAGCAGCAAAGCACAAACUCCCGUAAGACCUUGAACAAGCGCGCUACGGUUUUCAAAGAUCACCUAGAACCAUUGACGGAGAGCAAAGAACUUACAUCCAAGGAAUCGAAACCCGAACCUAAGGAAGGCAACAUGAAGGGCCAUUCAAAACCAAGCUUGGGGGAACAUCUGCAGAAGGACGGCAAAGUGGAGGGUACUGUCUCUUUGAAUGAAAAAUUAGAGAGCGAAAUGUGCAAACUCGAGGUUCUGUUGUCCCAGCCUGGAGCCGAAGAAGACGAGAAGGAGUUCCCGGAUCUUGAGGACGACGAUUGCAAAGUGCAACCUAUGCCGAAGCAAACCGGCGAAGCUCAUAUCGCAGCGGACUCCAACGGACCCGCUAUUAGCUCGAGGGUCACUUGCAAAUCCACCACAGUCUCCCGUGCUUCACAGGAUGACUUACCUCAUCAGUCGGAACCUGAAGAAUACUGGGACGAUGACGAUGAGGAGAACGAGGAAGACGACUAUAUCACUGCCCGAUCAUACCGCUCCCGUAGCGAGAAUACCACCGGCGGAGCAACGACCCUACUGUUUCCCAGAUAUAACCAGCAGGUCAAACGUGAGCUGGCUCUCGCAAAGCAGAUAGUCGAGGCUACCCGCACCGUGGAAGAUAUCGAGGACGACUAUUGUGAUACAAGUAUGGUGGCUGAAUACAGCGAGGAGAUUUUCGAGUACAUCAGAGAGCAAGAGAUCAAGAUGCUGCCAAAUGCACAUUAUAUGGACAACCAAGCCGAGAUCCAAUGGUCCAUGCGGUCUGUUCUCAUGGACUGGCUUGUGCAGGUCCACCAUCGGUUCUCACUGCUCCCUGAAACUCUUUUUCUUUGCGUCAACUAUAUCGACCGUUUCCUCUCAUGCAAGAUUGUUUCGCUUGGCAAGCUGCAGCUUGUUGGUGCGACUGCUAUUUUUAUCGCCGCGAAAUAUGAAGAGAUCAACUGUCCGUCUGUCCAGGAGAUUGUUUACAUGGUUGACGGCGGUUACACUGUCGAUGAAAUUCUGAAAGCAGAGCGGUUCAUGCUAAGCAUGCUCCAGUUCGAGCUUGGGUUUCCAGGACCUAUGAGCUUCCUUCGCAGAAUCAGCAAAGCUGACGAUUACGACCUCGAAACUCGCACACUUGCGAAAUAUUUCCUGGAGGUUACUAUCAUGGAUGAGCGAUUCGUUGGUAGUCCUGCUAGUUUCCUUGCUGCCGGCGCUCAUUGCUUGGCGAGGUUAAUGCUCAAGAAAGGCACCUGGUCUCCUGCUCAUGUGCAUUACGCCGGUUAUACUUACUCUCAGCUAUACCCGCUCGUCUCUCUCAUUGUUGAGUGCUGUGAGAUGCCCCGCAAGCAUCAUUCAGCUAUUUACGAUAAGUACAACGAUAGACGAUUCAAGCUUGCUUCUGCUUACGUGGAAGCCGAAAUGAGGAAGAACUUCCGUCUUCCAGAGCCGGCUAUCGACCGCAAAACAACACUUGGUCAAGGACAUUAG
Aspergillus nidulans FGSC A4 is the source of this 1890-nucleotide messenger RNA. RefSeq names its product cyclin family protein. The record is from RefSeq and is a predicted model, not a curated record. The coding region runs from base 1 to 1890 and encodes 629 amino acids. NCBI's taxonomy places the organism in Eukaryota, Fungi, Ascomycota, Eurotiomycetes, Eurotiales, Aspergillaceae. The transcript is spliced from 4 exons.